Molecule: messenger RNA, 453 nt
Organism: Papaver somniferum (opium poppy)
Lineage: Eukaryota; Viridiplantae; Streptophyta; Magnoliopsida; Ranunculales; Papaveraceae
Product: classical arabinogalactan protein 2-like
Exons: 1
Coding region: 1-453 (150 amino acids)
Source: RefSeq, a predicted model, not a curated record
AUGAAGAUGUCUGCAGUAUUCGCUAUCUUUAUGAUCAUGGGUUUAUUAUCAACCUCAUCAAGAGCUCAAGCUCCAGCAGCAACACCAACAGUUGCACCAGUUCCUGUUGCCUCACCACCAAUUGCAGCACUAGUUCCAGCAGUUUCAGCUGUUGCACCAACCGUAGCCCCAACAGUUGCCCCAACCGUAGCACCAGUAGUAGCUCCAUCAGUUGCACCAGUUGUAGCACCAGUUACAUCACCAACUCCAUCACCUGACACUACUACUCCUACUCCAUCAGCAGAAGCUCCAACACCUGACACUACUACUCCUACUAGUGCCCCUGGUACCGCCCCUGCUUCAGGUCCAAGUGCUGAUGGUCCAGCUGCUGAUACACCAUCAAGUGCUUACCGAUUUGCUGCUGUUGGAUCUGCUUUCGUUGGUACCUUUGUUGCUUCCGUUUUCUUAUUCUAA